AUGCUGGGGCCAGUCCGUUUCACUUGUGCGUUGGGUGCUGUUGCCGUGGUCGGUUGCCUCUUCCUUACAGUUCCAAUGGCCAAAGUGCCUGGGAUAUCGUUGCCACCACUGGAGUCCUUUCGUGGAGAACGACGACUGAUGGGCUCGCGCUUUCCUUUGGGGCAGGCUGUUGACCUCUCACAGGGCCACCUCAGAAUGGGUGGCAAAGCCAUUGGUCGACUGCCUGGCAAGGUGAUAGGUGUGGGUGGCUACAUGCACGCAGCCCUUGCGAAAGAUUUAGGCUUUGAGGCAUUUCGCACAUGGGGCGGGGGCUCGACACCCUGGGCCUUGCAAGCAGCAGCGACCGCGGAUGCCUUGGUAGUUGCUGGUCUUGACAUGAAGCGAGAUCCGCAGUACUAUGUCGGACCGGAGAACUGCAAAAACAUGGAUCAGAGCAAGUGGUGGCGCAGUGAGGCUGACCAGAUUCUGAAGGUCGUGCGACAAAACAAGGAUAACCCAAGGAUCCUGUGGUGGAUAGUAGGGAACGAGCUGGAGAGUCCACAUCCACUAGAUCAACAAGAUUGUGUAUGGCGUAGAGUCAACUGGAUGGCGAACAAGCUGAAGGAAAUCGAUAAGAAGCACCCUGUUGGCAUAGCCAUUGCCGGCUGCGACCCGUUGAAGCUGUCGAGAUUUGCAGCAAUUUGCAAAGAUGUCGACAUCUUGGGCAUGAAUUUGUAUGGCAAUGACCACUGGGGCAUCAGCAAAACCUUGCAGCGAGCUGGAUGGUGGAAAGCCUGGGCUUUGACCGAAUGUGGAACUGCAGCACCGUGGCAGGUGCCAGAAACCUCGUGGCAUGGAUUGAUGGAACCAAUGACUUCCACCCGCAAGGGGCAGUUCAUCUUCAAUGGCCUUCACAGAUGCAAGCUGGAUGACCGCUGCGUUGGUUUUUUCGCUUUCCUUUGGGGCUGGAAGUGGGAGAAGACCGGUACUUGGUUCGGUUUGCUGGACACCUGGACUGAAGCUGGUGGCAUUCCGAGUGGAUACCUGAACGAUGUUUCGCAGCCCAUGCUGGAUGAGAUCAGUCCAGAUUGGGCGUGGCCCAUGAAGUUGAGGAUUCACCUGGAGAAUGUCAUCAUUUGGAGCCCCAAUGGAACGUCUGGAAAUCCGGUCCUGGGCUUCAAUGCGCAUCAGGGUGCGCAGGUGCCGGUGGAUCUGAAGAUUGUGGCGACGCCUGAUGAAGCUGAAGGGAACAUUUGGAUGAACUGGUAUGUUGCUCCAGAGACGACUGUGAACCGCAAAUCCGAUGGCAAUGUGCCCGAGAAGCCGAUGCACAUCAUUCCCAAUGCCGUUUUUUACUGCAAGAACGGCUACCGUGGUAUUGUCCAAACUCAGCUCCUAAAGCCCGGCAGCUACCGGCUCUAUGCCUUCGCAAGGAGGACCCGUUAUGGGGACCAUACUGUCCGUGAAGCUUCAGCUUCGAUCCCGUUCCACGUGGGAAAUCAGAGCUGCCACAGCGUUUUGCAUGGCCAGCACGGGUGCUAUACGAAGGUGACAGAGGCCAUGACAAAAGCACAGCGAAUGGGGGUUUGCCAAUGGCCGGCAGCAGGACUGCUACCAUCCUCCACCUUCGAGGAGUUUCAAGCAGCCUUCUUUGCCAACCAUCAGGGUUGCCCUGCGCCCUGCUCCCUUGUCAUGCCCUCCGACUACCACGGCACCUGUGAUGGUGCCACCUGGGAUGUGCGCUACAUGAGCCACUCCCAAGCUUCCCAACUGCUCUUCGCCAAGGACGUGGAAGCUGACAAAGGUGACUGUCAAGAUGCGGCCCAUGGGACCGACUGCUUCUGGGGAGUGAAGUGGUUGAUGAAAAAGGGAAUCCAUCAAUCCCCGCAGGUGUGGCCCGAGCUGAGUCAGUGGCCCACCUUUGCUGAAGCUCAGCAGGCCUUGUAUGUCAGGGAUCAGCAUGCCUGCAAACGGCCUUGUGCAUCUGUCACGGAUUCGAUCAUGCGAAUGGCCAAGAAGAUAUAG
Cladocopium goreaui is the source of this 2004-nucleotide messenger RNA. NCBI's taxonomy places the organism in Eukaryota, Dinophyceae, Suessiales, Symbiodiniaceae. The record is from the annotation of a GenBank genome assembly.